AUGGAUGAGAUGUUUGAUGUUUUUGAGGGCAAGGUGGAUGCCCCGAGUGCUAGCGAGGACGAGACUGUGUCGCAAAGAAAUCGCAGGGGCGACAAGACAAAGAAGAGAAAGGCCAACGCGAUAAACGGCGAAAACGGCGACGCGGAAAAGUCUGAGGAUGUCGACAUGGACAACAACACCGCCGAAGAAUCUAAGGAUGAGUCUUCUUCCGACGACGAGUCUUCUUCGGAGAGCACCAGCCAGCAGGAUACCAAGAGGAGGAAGAAGGAGGAUGGCGUAGCCCCCGUUAUGACAGAUACCUUCCAGACGGCCGAGUCAAGAGAGGUCGCUGGCGCGGCCACCUUUACAGAGCAGGAUUCAUCUCUCGUUUUGUCGCACAACAUUCAACAUCAGGUUGCCUUGCCCCCGGAUCUAGACUACGAAUACGUCCCUCUUUCCGAGCACAAGGCCCCCGAUCAACCCGCACGAACAUGGAACUUUAAGCUUGAUCCUUUCCAGAGUCUUUCCGUAGCGUCCAUUGAGCGCGAGGAGAGUGUUCUUGUCUCUGCGCAUACUUCUGCCGGAAAGACUGUCGUUGCCGAGUACGCUGUCGCGCAAUGUUUGAAGCGCAACCAGAGAGUUAUCUACACAAGUCCUAUCAAGGCCUUGAGUAACCAAAAGUAUCGAGAUUUCGAAGCCAUCUUCGGAGACGUUGGUCUCAUGACUGGUGAUGUUACUAUUAACCCCACAGCGAGUUGCUUGGUCAUGACCACCGAGAUUUUGCGAUCCAUGUUGUAUCGAGGUUCCGAGAUCAUGCGAGAAGUCGCCUGGGUUGUGUUUGACGAGAUUCACUAUAUGCGAGACAAGACGAGAGGUGUCGUCUGGGAGGAGACCAUCAUCAUGCUUCCCGACAAGGUCCGAUACGUCUUCCUUUCUGCCACCAUUCCCAACGCUUUCCAGUUCGCCGAGUGGAUUGCCAAGAUCCAUCACCAGGCCUGUCACGUCGUUUACACCGAUUUCCGACCAACUCCCCUUCAGAACUACUUCUUCCCUGCCGGUGGUAGUGGCGCCAGACUUAUCGUCGACGAGAAGAGCAACUUUAAUGAGCAAAAUUUCAACAAGGUUAUGCAGGAGGUCGAGGAGAAGAAGGGUGCUGACCCCAACGACCCUAACGCUCGACAGAAAGGAAAGGGCAAAAACAAGAAGACUAACAAGGGCGGUGCUGACAGUGGUUCGGAUAUUGCCAAGAUUAUUCGAAUGACUAUCAAGAAGAAGUUCAACCCUGUCAUUGUCUUCAACUUCAGCAAGCGAGAGUGCGAGAACAUGGCCAUGAACAUUUCCUCUCUCAGUUUCAACGACGAUUCUGAGAAGGCCAUGGUUCGCAAGGUCUUCCACAAUGCUAUUGAGAGUUUGUCGGAGCAGGAUAGGGAGCUUCCUCAAAUUAUCAACUUGUUGCCUCUGUUGGAGCGCGGUAUUGGUGUCCAUCACUCCGGUCUUCUGCCCAUUCUCAAGGAGACCAUUGAGAUUCUGUUCCAGGAGUCUUUGAUCAAGGUUCUUUUCGCCACCGAGACCUUUUCCAUCGGUCUCAACAUGCCUGCCAAGACUGUUGUCUUCACACAAGUCACCAAGUGGGAUGGUGUCAAGAGACGCCCUCUUACUUCAUCCGAGUACAUUCAGAUGGCUGGACGUGCUGGUCGUCGUGGUCUUGAUGCUCGUGGUAUUGUCAUAAUGAUGAUUGACGACAAGCUUGAGCCUGAUACUGCCAAAGAGAUUGUUACCGGGCACCAAGAUCGACUCAACUCUGCUUUCUACCUUGGUUACAACAUGAUUCUCAACCUUCUCCGUAUCGAAGCUAUCUCACCCGAAUUUAUGUUGGAGCGAUGUUUCCACCAGUUCCAGAACGCCGCUAGUGUGCCGUCCCUGGAGAAGGAGUUGAUGUCUUUACAGCAAGAGCGCGACAGUACCAGCAUUGCCGAUGAGUCCACUGUCAAGGAUUACUACCAGAUUCGACAGCAACUUAGUGCGUACACGAGGGAUAUGAGAACUGUUAUUCAGCACCCCAACUACAGUAUCUCAUACCUUCAGCCUGGCCGUCUAGUACAAAUCUACAACCCCAAGGAUGAGAAUGAGACUAUUGCCGGCAACGGAACCGACUUUGGCUGGGGUGUUAUCGUCAACCAGACUCCUCGUCGUGCCCCCAAGCUGAACGAGCCCGAUUAUAUUCCCCAGGAAGCUCACGUCAUUGACGUUCUCCUUCCUAUUUCCAGAUCAAGCGCGGAUUUCCACCCUGGACACCCCGCUGAAGAGAUGCCCCCUGGCAUCAAGCCUUGCAAUGACGACGACGAUAUCAAGUUUGCUGUUGUUCCUUGUCUGUUGACCUGCAUUAAGGCGAUCAGCCAGAUCCGACUCUUUUUACCCAAGGAAGGCCUGAAGAGUGACGGUGACAAGGAUACACUCACAAAGUCCCUUAUGGAGGUUAAGCGCCGUUUCCCUGAUGGUCUCCCUGUUCUGGAUCCCAUUGAGAACAUGGAGAUUACUGACGACUCUUUCAAGAAGCUUCUGCGAAAGAUUGAGGUCCUCGAGUCCCGACUCUUGGCCAACCCUCUUCACCUUUCCCCUCUGCUGCCUUCGCUGUGGGACCAGUACCAUGCAAAGGUCAAGCUCACAGAGAAGGUCAAGGAGACAAAGAAGUCUAUCGCCAAGGCAUACAGCAUUGCUCAGAUGGACGAGCUCAAGUCGCGCAAGCGUGUCCUGCGUCGCCUAGGCUUCAUCAACGACUCCGAAGUCGUUCAGCUCAAGGCUCGUGUUGCCUGUGAGGUUUCUUCGACCGAGGGUCACGAACUUCUCCUUUCCGAGUUGCUGUUUGACCGAUUCUUUAACGAGCUUACUCCUGAGAUGUGCGCUGCUGUCAUGAGUUGCUUUAUCUUCGACGAGAAGGUCGAGGCCCCUGCACUGAAGGAGGAGCUCCAAAAGCCUUACCGCGAGAUUCAGGCCAAGGCCCGAAUUAUUGCCAAGGUCAGCCAGGAGUGCAAGCUUGAUGUCAACGAGGAGGAAUACGCGCAGAAACUCAAGUGGCAGCUUAUGGAGACGGUUUACACAUGGGCCCAAGGUCGUCCAUUCAUCGAGAUUUGCAAAAUGACAAAUGUCUACGAAGGCUCACUUAUCCGUCUUUUCCGCCGCCUGGAAGAGCUUCUGCGACAGAUGGCCCAGGCUGCCAAGGUCAUGGGCAACGAUGAUCUGACAAAGAAGUUCGAGGAGAGUCUGUCUAAGAUCCGCAGAGACAUUGUUGCCGCCCAGAGUCUGUACCUAUAA
Messenger RNA from Fusarium poae, 3291 nucleotides. RefSeq lists its product as uncharacterized. Lineage: Eukaryota; Fungi; Ascomycota; Sordariomycetes; Hypocreales; Nectriaceae. Bases 1 to 3291 code for a protein of 1096 amino acids. The record is from RefSeq and is a predicted model, not a curated record. Gene Ontology annotation, cellular component: nucleus. Gene Ontology annotation, molecular function: ATP binding; RNA helicase activity; RNA binding. Gene Ontology annotation, biological process: maturation of 5.8S rRNA; RNA catabolic process. The transcript has 2 exons.